CACGCACUGGUAUAUUUGGUGGCGCAUUGCCAGUCCACGACGUUCUGGGUACGAGUAGGCAUACGAGUACGCUCUCAGGUGACAAACCGAAAGGAGUUUUACCGGGAGACCAGGAAGAUUUGUUUCACUCAGCUGAUAUCGAAGAAGGCCCAACACCUUCCUCUGACUAUAUUUUGAAGUAGAGCAGAAUUAAGCAUCGCCACACUCAUUUUCGCAGAAUUCAAAAUCCGUGAGCAGUGCCACCAAGUACAACACUCAGGAUACAAGCAUGGUGCAAUCGACAAUGCUAUUCACAGCGCUAGGCGCAUGCUUGCUUCCCGGUGGGGUCCGGGCGUUUGGAAUGGAGAGCGUUCUGCCCGUUGCCCACGAUCUUCACACCCACCUGCCGGUUGCGAUCCACCAAGCUUCGUCGGCGUUCCCGGCGCUGGGAACGAGUCUGCCGUCGGGAAUCAUCGAUGCCUCGGCACACGCCGCACCGUCGGUUGGGAACGCAGCGAGCAGCAGCAUGCUCGCUUCGGUGGAGAGCCCAACGGCCAUCGGUGACCUUGCCUCGUCGUUGUUGUCGGACUAUCGAAAAGCCCUCGACGCGGAACCACUCAAGGUGAAAAUCAUCACGGGGUGCUUGCUGGCCAUUGUCGGAGAUGCCAUUGCCCAAUCCAAUACGCCCGAGGAAUACAACACGCUCCGGGCCGGAGCCUUUGUCGCCUUUGACGGCGUGUGGAGAACGGUGCAGCAGGUUACCUACGGACCCAUCAUUCAGACCUGCAACGGACAGUUUUCGCUUGGUCUACUGGGAUCCCUUCCCUUUUUACACGACAAACUGCAGACAGAGGACACCACGUUUCUUCUUGGAGCAAUAGAGCAAACCCUCGUGAGCCAAUUGGUUCUCAUUCCUCGUAAGUUUCUUGAUGUGUGCAUUAUAUUGGACCAUCCCUAGUCGAAAAGGAAUUGGAAUCUUCUGCUCGGAAUUCAGCAACAACAACUUACAGAAUACCUAUCGCCCUUUGUCUCUGUGAUUUUGUCACGCCAAUGUAUGUGCAGUGCUGUAUUAUCCUAUUUUCUACUCCGUCACAGGCUUUGUCCAGAGCCUGACAAUAGAACAAACAAUCCAAAGAGCGAAAGACACGUUCAUCACGCUGAUGAAACGCAACCUCUUGUUUUGGAUUCCGGUCCAGUUUGGUGCCUUCUACUUUGUUGAAGAAAACCUUCGUAAGUAAAAUAUAUGCAUUUCAAUCCCUCUCCAACACCAAUCAGAAGAUGUGCGCCCAUGGAAUGGUCCUCGAAUCAGCUGGGGGAUGCAAAACUUGUCGUCGUGUUUCGUUCUAACGCGCCCGCAUUUUUUUUCCGAUGUUUCCGUUUCCGCCAGAAAUUCCUGUGUUGACGGCCUGCGGAUUGCUGUGGACGGUAAUUUUGUCGGUCUCUGCCGGCAGCGUGAGUACGUCCUCGGAAGAAGAGGGGGUUCUGGAUGGUGCCACCGUCGAAGAAAAGAUGAUAUCGGAAGGUGUAGCCGUCGAUACCGGGGCGAGCUCGUUCUUUUCGAGGCUCAACCCGGCCGCCCGCGGUGGUACCGACGCAGCAGAGCCUUCGACGGCAACAACAUCGGCAAAGAACAGCAAGACGCUUUCGUAAGAAUACAAUAGAAAAGAAAGCCACACGAAAACAUUGUCGUUUCGACAAAUUCGAACCUUACCAACGGAGCGGCGAUCGCUCGCCAGCUCAACACUUUGCGUUCACCCCGUGCAAUCCCGAAACAAAGAACUAGAAUCGCGAGUAGAUUCUGGUUCCAAAUUUUUUCCAAAGCUAGCUAUUUCGCAAGACGAGUGAACUUGAUGUUUUAUCAUGAUAGAAGUGUAACUCGAUAAUGU
Molecule: messenger RNA, 1865 nt
Organism: Pseudo-nitzschia multistriata
Lineage: Eukaryota; Bacillariophyta; Bacillariophyceae; Bacillariales; Bacillariaceae
Source: the annotation of a GenBank genome assembly